Molecule: messenger RNA, 21819 nt
Organism: Lymnaea stagnalis (great pond snail)
Lineage: Eukaryota; Metazoa; Mollusca; Gastropoda; Lymnaeidae
Source: the annotation of a GenBank genome assembly
GCUAGCUUUACUUGGCGACAUUGAUGUUGACGUCUCUGAAAUUUGCUGCACAGUUAGUGAGAGUGAAAUUCUCACAGGCGUAAUUAAUUACUAGCAUACUGUGAUUCAUUUUCAUACUUUGCAAAAUGGUUUGCGGUGGAUUUGGUUGUUCGCGCCAUUCUUUAAUUAUAUUAAAUGUGAUUUAUAUCGUAAGUUACAAUACAUUAACUUAAAUAUUAAUUUUGAUUAAUUAAUUUAGUCUUUGCCUUUAGUAGUCUUUAGUAAUUAUGAGUAUCUCAGUAGGCUAUCAGUAGGCUACGUCAACGUGAAAAGUAGUAAGAGUAGGCAGGUAAUCCCUUACUUACUUUGGUGGUUAGCGCGAUUAAUUAUUUCUAGUGAAAUAGCACUGAAACAGCCACUUUUUAAAAAAAAUAAACCAAUGGCAUAGUUGAAUAGAGCUAAUUUUUAAUAAUAGUAUUAGCUGUUGUAGUUUUUAACUAAGUUUUAUAAAGUAGGAGUAGGACUUAAUUUGUCCUUUUGUAACAUGGACCGCAUCUCCAUUUUUGGGGACCCCAUUCCGCUGUUCGCGUCACGAGCUAUAUAUAACUCUUGUUUUAAUGAUAAUUUUAUUUUCAGAACGAAUGCUGUAUUAAAAAAAUUAGUUUAAUAAUGUUAACAAUUAUAGAUAAAUUGUAGCUUAUCUAACUAUGCACUAUUUAUAUCAGUAAAUUUAAUUUUGUUUACCAAAUCUACCAUUAUACCGAUAUUUGCUAUAUAGUCUAUCUAUAUAAGGCAACUCAUGCCCUAAUUACGAAAAUACUGUUUGGGAACUAUUGAACUUUCAAUUUGGUACAAGACUAAUUAAUUAAAGCUUUCCCUGACCUAGUUUAAUAGUUUUUACACACGGCAAAAUUUUAUGAAUGAAAACUCUGAGACAGUAGUAAACAAUGGCCAUUAUGCAAGUCACUGUCAAUGGCCCCCAUGACAUUUUGAUCACUGCGAAUUUUGAUCAUUUAUAAUAUGGACUCUGUCAGGUUUUUUAACCUCAAAUUAAAAUACUAUUCUUUCAUUAACAUUUAAAUUCAUUCUAAAACAUAAGUUAUCAAAUAUUUUGAUGUAAAUAGUGGAAAUAAUUAAAUAUUUCCUAAGUAACGGCGUCUUCCGCCACUGAAAGGGGGGCGUGGCCACUUCCUUAUCAAAAUUGGGCUGAGCUACAUUACCAUAUAGGGGUUUACUCAAGUGAGCAUAACAAGUGACCGACAUGUCCUAACUCAUUGAGAAUUGACACAACUACACAUCGAUAGAUAAUACAGAAACAUUUUUUUUUUAUAGACAUAAAAGUUGAACUUCUAUAAGAAUUUUAUAGUGAAAGAUGCCUUAUAUUUAAAGGGGAAUCUCAAAAUACAGGUCGAUUGAAAAAUUAAAACAAAUCAAUGUAAAUGUAGGCCAAGACGGACCUCAAAUAUGUAUCGAAACUACUCAUUUAAUAAUAAAUAGACACACACAUCAGAAAAUUAAAAACUCUGAUUUUUCGGCACCGAUUGCCAUUUCUGAUACACAAAAAGUAGUACCCUCCCUUGGUUUACCGAAGUAUCUAAUUUUUGGCUGUCUUUUUCAAAUAGGACAACCAUUUAACGAACAAAUUGUGAUAUUAUCAAUAAAGUAAAUUUUAUGAAUCUGAAUCAAGAACUCUUCUGUAAGCUUCAAGGGGCCAUCCAUAUAUGUUGUUCCGAAUACACUGAGGGCAGGGAUGCAAUGCCGAGUAUCAGUAACAACCAUGUGCUUAAGAUUGUCAAUUAAUAUACAAUGUUGGAAAUCCAUUGGAAAAAAGAAGAAACACUGAAGGUAUAUCAUUAUCAUUUAAAAAAUGUAUUUGAGUCUGUUUAGGGGUGGGAAGGACUGUGGUUACACCAUCAGUUAAUACAUAUACUUCAUCAUAUGACACCACUGUAAGCUUACGCCUCAGAAUCUGACUUAAUUGUCUAUUUUUUUUACCAUAUGUUACGCACUGGCUUCUCUUUUGAGAAAUUAAUCUCCUAUUUUAAAUUUAUGGCUCGUUCAAACAGUGCCUAACAAAGGACGAUACCAUAGAUAAAUACAAUAACAAAAUUACGACACCCAAAACAGUACCAAUUACAUUUAAUAAGAUUUAAUUUAGUAAUAAUGCAAUUACAAAAACAAAAUAAAUAUCAUUACAAAUCAUCAACUUACAGUAUGGUAGAUCUUGUACCAGUACACAGUUAGUACAAUGUGCCUAUUAAUAAUGUACAGUGACGAAAGCAAAUAAAUACAUAAGUACACAAAGAAUGAUACACAUCUCGUGAAGUUAAAAUAUAUCUAUCUGAAUCUCUCCCUCUCUCCAUGCCUGUGAAUCCUUAAUAUAAAUGUGGGUCUAAAUGUGGUGCGUUUAGAAACACCCUUACUUUUCUAAUACAAUCGAGAACAGUCCAUAAACUACUAGUAGACAUACUAACCAUGUUUAAUUGGUAGAGCCAGAGCGGUAGUUAACACUAUACUUCAAAGACUCGGCCAUGCCCAAAACAAAUGUACCGUCUGCUAGGGAUCUAAUUUGGGUCAAGCAUGGGAAAAUAGUGUACUACAUAACACCAUACUUUAAUAUAUUUUACUAUACUUUAACCAUAUGACAUUAUGAUUGCUUUUGGUCUGAUACUGAAAAGGGAAAAAAUCUGGCCACAUAUCAACUGAAUAAACGAUAAACAAACUUAUCGAUCGACUGAUUUAAAAAAAUACAUGUUUUAUAUUAAAAUCCCUUUAAAAUCAAUGCAAAUGCUGGACAAACUAAUUGGAAAACAACAAAUACUUGUUAUAGUAAUCAUUGAAGUGUUUUAAUGUUGUUCCAUCAGGUAAAUUUGAAGUCUUUAAUUUAUUUCACUAGAAAUAAUUUAUUGUGCUAAAAUAAGGGAUGGCUGCAACAGCAAUAUUUCAUUAUACUUUAUGUUGAAUUAGCCAUUUUAACAGCAACAUUGAUGCUAAUGUUCUUUGAAAUGUUAGCAGUUGAAAUGGUUUCAUUAGUUUCUCAGUAAUAACUUAUUUAGGCAGUGACAAUAGAAAAACACUGAUAACUGCAAUCCAACUGGUCAGGAACUAUAUUUAAGCUAAAUGAUCAUUGUGCAAAGAAGUAUACACAAAUUUGGGCAAUCCUCAGAAAGUCAGUCCGAAAUUCAAAACAUUAGUAAAACGUAUUGAAUAGUAUACUUUUCAUUAGAAGGUUUAGGACACCAUUGUAAACUACAUGGCUUGAUGUUAACUGAUUUUACUAAUAUUGAGUAUGGUUUAAAGUAGGUGGUUGGCUCCUGUAAUAACAAUAUAUAAAGACACUUUCAAGUCUUAGCUUGGUAUUAAAUAAUUAAACUAAAAACCAAUAAACUUAGGAUAUUAUCUACACCAUCUAAGCAGUAUAGCUUUUUUUUCUCUAUCAAUAUGAAAGAAAUAUUUCUAGUUUGAGGAAUUUUUUUUUAACGUAACAUAGAUUCAGUGAGCUCGGAACUGAAAGGAUUAAAAAAAAUAUCGGUAGAACUCGCUAAGCAGCUCUUCACCCUCAACGAUCGUAAUACGUCAUUUUGGUAUCACUACUAAUACUACCACCCCUUUUAUUAACGGAAACAAAUCAGGCGAUGGUUCAAUUUUUUUCCCAGUAAUAUUGGGGGGUAUAAAAACAUUCUUAACGUUUUCAUUUGGUAAGGGUAAGUGUUAGAAAUAAAAACAUUCUUAACGUUUUCAUUUGGUAAGGUUAAGUGUUAGAAAUAAUGCCCGGUGGAAAUAAUUACGUCACCAGCACGGAAAGACGAAUUACUGGACUGCAGUGUAUUAUCACUAUGUCAUGUUCAAUUUUACAACUACAGGGAUCUCUUUAUGAAAACAAAGUAGCUAAUACGAGUAUAUGAGUAGGCCUAUAUGCUUACUGCGAUAUAUUGUGGUAAUAUUUGUAUAGCCUUAAUGAUAAUAAAAGGCCUAAUUAGAAUUCACUGAUUUCACAGAUUUUCAGAUGACAGUUGGCUUUAUAAGAGACUGUCAGGAUAAUUAUUGUAUGCAUAAAUGUAGGUGCAGUCCCCCCCGUCCCCCCCCCAAUAAACAAAUUAAAUCUGUCAUAGGCAUUCUCAGCGCGUACAUAAUACGUAAUAGUUAGAUGGCCCUUUGUUUGACGUAAUAGUUAGAUGGCCCUUUGACGUAAUAGUUAGAUGGCCCUUUGUUUGACGUAAUAGUUAGAUGGUCCUUUGUUUGACGUAGUAGUUAGAUGGCCCUUUGUUUGACGUAAUAGUUAGAUGGCCCUUAGUUUGAUGUAAUAAUUAGAUGGCCCUUUGUUUGACGUUGACAAGGUGCGGCUGGGGGGGGGUGUUAAAUAUUUUAAAAAACUUUUUAAUGUUUAUUUUAUUUUGCGUACCGGGUAUGUUAUACAUGGAUGUCCCAUUGUCCAAACAGUUUUGGGUUCAAAUUUAACUACAUUGACGGAUGUGCACAUUGCCUGAUUUUAAUGUUACCAUUAAUGGAAUCAGCGAUCCUUUUUAAUUUUUGUACCCUAAUUUGGUUUACUUAGUAUUUUACGAUAUGGCCUCGACAAAAAGAAAGGCAGGCGAAACGGAUGACGAAGAAGAAACUUCAACCGAUAAACAUCAGCUUCAACAAAAGAUAAAGAAAGUUUAUAUUCUUGCUUGAAUAUUAGACACAAUUUACUGUGUUGCGUUCUUCAUAGAAGGGUCCAUCAUGCGCGCACUGCAAAAUCUGCAGUUGGACUUUUCUGUAGCAAUCAGAGACAAAAAGAGUGGUGUGGAUUUAGGAGAUAGUGUGUAUGGCGCGGGUCUAAAUAUUUAAAUCAACACCGCAACCCACAUUUUCGUAAUUUCAGGUUGGGGGGGGGGGUCGUUUCUUCACAGAAAAUACAUGCGGUAUUUAAAAAUACUACACUAUUCAUCCCGAAACUCUGAAAGUCCUAAAAUAGCACAGUUAUAUCUCGAAUGCUGUAAAAUACCAGCCAAUGUUUAGCAGGAAUUAUCGUCGUGAUGUUGUCAAGAUGUAUUUUCACAAAUGAACUCGCUAGCUAGACCUAAACUCAAUAGUGGAGAAAUUGCAGUAAUGGUUAGUGCACCGAAUGGUCAGCGCGCGUGUGACGUAUAUUUCGGUGGGCUACGCCAGUGAUUCUAAAAUUUUCGUUUCCCUGCGCCUAAGCCAUUCUAGGUUUUCAUCAGGCUCCCUGUGUUGAAUUCUAACACGUACAAUUCGAAAUAGCGAAUACACAAAUAAAAUAAAGGUUGGAUAAAAAUAAAUAUAAUGUGUAUGUAGGUCACUGAGCGCCAUCAGUAACUGCAAACAACGGUUGCUUAGUGGGUUACAGUUUGCACCACGACCGAAAGUUGUCCCAUUGGUUUAAAAGUGAAAAUAAAAUAAUGAAUUUUUAAAAAUAUUUCGCAACGAAUUUUUAAAAAUAUUUUGCAACGCCCGAUGAGGAAGCCGCAGCCACCCCCUUGCCCGAGGGCAACGAGCACCCAGGGCGAUGUGGCGUUUAUUCUGGGAACCACUGGGCUGGCCGAAUCACCCGUGGUGAAAACCCGUGUCACAUUUUGUUUACUGUAACAUCAUAAUAUACAAUGAAUUUUGAUUUUGUUAAUUUUAUGAGGUGGAGGGGGACUGGGCUGGUGUUCUAAAGCUCACUGUACCGUACACACACAAGGGGGGGGGGGGGGGGGGGGUCCCAAUUUGUUACCGGGUAAUUAAUUCUUAUUCUAAUACAUUUUAAUUUUAUGCUCAUCUGACGUCAGGUUUGAACAACGUUAAAUUUAACCAGUGACUUUAUUUUUACCUGUGACAGACUGGGAUAAUGUGAUCAGCAGGUUAACCCAAAUAUUAAUUGCGGGGCCCUAUGCAAAACGGAUUGCGCGGGCCAAGUCUGGGUAGGGAUAAGGAUAAGUUAAAAUUAAGAUUUUGUAUUAGAAAAUAAAUUUGUCUUUGCAUUUUAUUCAUUCUUUACUAAGUACAAAAUCACGAUCAAAUUAAUUUUACUUUACGAGCCUUGCGUGUAGCGAAGUCAUACAGUCAUCAAAAUUAUGUUUCCUACAUAGACAACGCUCAAUAGCAAGAACUGCCAAAUUGUUCAAUCUAUUUAUCUGUCGUAAUCAAUGGAAACAAAGAUGUAAUAGAUUAAAAAAACACUGUAAAAACAGAAUAAACACGCUGUCCUAUUCAUGAUUAUAAGUUAUAAGGGUUUAAUUUUAUAAUUUACACCUAGAAUUAGCGGGGGGGGCCUAUGAAAGUGCGGGACCCACUGCGGCCGCAUAGGGUGCAGUGGCCUAAGGCCGGCCCUGUAGCCGAUACACGUCAGCAAAACAUUUUACCGUUAACGUCAGUCAUCUACUGUUUACCCACAGUUCCAUAUUUUGAUGUCAGCUUAACUCGAUUCCACUGAACACGCUAUUGGAGUAGUUUUUGUACACAUUUUAUAUACUGUAUUUUUAUUUAUUUACUAUCAAAAUACUGCAUUGUACGAUUUUGAGACGAUAUUGUACGAUUUUAGGAGUUUGGGGGUAAACAGGUCUGUGUAUAUGAUUAUAAAAUAUGUGUGUGUUUGCAUAUAUUUAUAAAGCGUGUAUGGAAAUUUUAUAACUUAAAUUUACCUGAUAGAUUUAAAUUUACUGAGAUAGCAUUGUCUAUUUAGCUAUUUUUCAACCUAAGUUUAUAGUUAAUGAACAAUAUUCUAUAAAGCACAUGUGUCAAACUCAAGGUCCGCGGGCCACAUCAGGCCUGGGAAGUCUUGACCGGCGUACAAUUAUAUCCAAGUCAAUGCUAUGGUGUUUCCCAAUGAACACUUUGCUGAAAAACCUAGCUUACUUCGCGCUGAGUUCGCACGACACUUUAGUGAUUUUGAAAAGACAAGAAAGGUAAUUUUGAGCUGUUUCGUUACCCAUUUGUCAUAGACGUGGAAACUGCACCUGUAAAUUUGCAGAUGGAGCUAAUAGAGCUGCAGUGUAAUGGGACACUAAAGGCAAAGUACAACACAGUUGGGCCUGCACAGUUAACUCGUUUCAUUCCUGAAGAGAUGCCCCAGCUUUGUCUACAUGUGGCUUGAACCUUGAGCAUGUUGGGUAGCACAUGUAUGUGUGAGCAGCUGUUUUCUGUGAUGAAGAUUGACAAAACAUGACACAGGAGUCGUCUCAUUGAUGUCCAUCAUGAGAAUUUGCGUUUCUUAGACAGAAAGGGGGGGGGGGGGGUUAAGUAAAAAUGCUGUGUUUUUUUUUUAAUAGCUAUUAAGGUGGAAGGAAUUAUCUUUCUAAGAGUUGAAUACUUUAUUUUUCAGAUUGUCUCAUUUAUUUUAAUUGGAGUAGCAGCGUAUGGCAGAGUAGCAGCUGUAAUAACAAGUUUAACAUUGGUAGGCAGCUUGAUUGCAUGUGGAGUUUUUCUGUUUCUUAUUGCCCUUGUUGGUCUUGUUGGGGCUGCGAAACAUCACCAAGUCUUACUGUUUUUUGUAUCCUUUAAUUAACAAGUUAGCUGUUAAGUUUCAUUUUGGUAACACAAAAUCCCUCUCAAUGAUAUUGUUUACAUUUGUAUUAAUGCUCCAUAUUUGUAUUAAUGCUCCAUAUUUGUGUGAAUUUCUCCUUUUAUUACUAAUUGAUUUUCAAAUUUUGUUUUGUUGCACUGUACAUCUAGUAGCAUCUCCAAGUCUUUGCCGUAAGAAAUUAGUAUAUUGUUGUUAAAAUGCUCUCAAAAUUUUAAUACCACUUAUGAAACAUGUUGGAAAGUUUACUACAGCAAGAAUAAUAAUAUAAUAUAUGUUUAUGCCAUUCAGGUAUGUCACGUAGUUAAAGCCUUGCAGAUUGGUGGACUGUGUGUAAUACAGAGGUAGGGUCAUAAAUCUUUUGUGACACAACUGUUCCUUCCCAGUGAGUCAGACUUUAGAAAAGAAAGCCUUUGGUGCUUUACUGAGUUUGUGUAUUGAUCUAAGAACUCUUUCUUCUGUGGGUACUUCCUUUGUGAUAAGCAGUUUAUUUCGUAUCAAAAAGACAUAUAUUCAUUGGCUGGGCCCCAAACUGAAAUUCAUCCUACACUUGUAUUGAUUUUUUUUAAACAUUAAUGUACUCAUUUUUUAUUAGGAUAAGGACAUUGCUAAUAAAUCUUGACAAAAACUCUUGGGAAUCAGAUAUAGACUUUUAAAGCAUCACAAAUUCAUGUAUGUAAUUUUUAUUAUAAUAAAUGGAAGUAUAGUCAAGAUUCACUUUUUGGAACCCCUGGACAGAGCAUUAAAGGGACAAAAAAAGAAUUCUUUAUAUAUAUAUAUAUAUAUAUUACAUUUCCAUGGAGCAGCCUAUUUGAGCAUAUAUCCAGCUACAUAUUUUCCAUAUCUAACCAUUUGUUUACAUUAUCUAACCAUGUAUUUACCAUAUAUAACCAUGUAUUUACCAUAUCUAACCAUGUAUUUACCUAGUGUCCUCCUAGCUGGGUUUAUGUGUGCAAAGAGAAUUGUUUCUGAAUUUAGGUGCAGUAUCGUAUAUUGUUGGAUUUCAAUUUAUAUUUUGUCACACUUUCUGCUGGCUUUGAUUCCCUAGCAAAGUUUAUCUUUUAGCUUUAGUUUUUAGGUACUCCAGUCUUAAAGAGUUUGCCUUAUUGGACAUAAACUUCUCCUUCAAUUAAAUAAUGAAAUUUAAAAAAUAAAAUGAACAAAUAGUACCAUGCUUUGUAACCUUAAUAUUCCUUCUCUUUCAUAUUGAAGGUUCACAUCUUGUAAUUUAUUGAAAUAUGCAUCUUCAUAGCAGUGAACAAAUAAUUAAAUAAUGUGCUAUUUUGGCUACAAAUAUUCAGUUUAUUAUAAGCCAGGCCUAUCUAUAAUCAUCUUGGAGUGUGUAGGUGUAAGCCAUGUAACACCUGUUGCCUGGACCAACAAUAAUAUCUGCAGAAGCCGUACUGAGCACGAGGCUGGACCAGACAGCUGCGAGGGAACUUUUUGUUCUUUAACUGUCUAGUUCUUUUUUUUUUUUUUUUUUCAGUUGCUAAUCCCUUUUGUACUUGUCCCGAUUUUGUAUCUCUUAACUCCUAGUUUCACUGUGUGUUUGGGCUUUUGCUUUAAUUACAACCUUUUUUUUUUUUUUUAUCUUUUUUUUUUUUUUUUUUUUUUUUUUUUUCAGUUGCUAAUCCCUUUUGUACUUGUCCCGAUUUUGUAUCUCUUAACUCCUAGUUUCACUGUGUGUUUGGGCUUUUGCUAUAAUUACAACCUCAUUAAAAAUCUUUCAAAAAGCUGUAGGAAAUCUUUCAAGUUUAUAUUUUAAUAACUCCUUCAAACUUGUUAAUACAAAUAUACUCAUAUUUGUUCUUUAACUGUGUAAAAUUACAUCAUAGGAAUUUUUGUAGACUGUUAUUACAACUGUUUCUAUAAAAAGUUGCUGUUCUCAUUUCUUUCUUUUUUUUAGUUUUAUCAAAUAAAAAGAUCCCAAUAAUUUUUGCGUAAAAUACAAUUUAGAUGUUGAGUUUGAAAGGAUGACUGACAUCCAGGAGAAGUAGACAAGGAAAUGAGAUUAAUACCCAGUGUGAUACUAGGCUAAAUAAAGUCACAUAAAAAUACUUUUUGAGUAACACACAUUAAUAGCCUUCUGUAAUGCAGAGCAGGGCUUUGCAGCUUAGCUAUACGUUGAAACAUGGGUUUGAACUUAAGUUUAGAUUGGAACUGGAACUUUAUUUUCAAAAGGGGAUCAUUAAGUGGGUAUUUUCAAAAGGGGAUCAUUAAGUGGGUGUUUAUGUGCCAGCCAAUGUUCCCUCUAAGGUUUGUUGGUUCGUGUGCAAAAUCAUAAAGCUGUGUGCAAAUUUUUGCAGCAUCAAUUCAUCAAUUUUUUUGUGUGCAAAAUUUUACAGCCUACAGACACAAACACACACUUAAGUGGAAAUUAGCUGCGCGUACUCAAACUUGCUGGGCGGCAUCUGUGAGAUUGCUGCGCAGCUUAAAAGGAACAUUGGUGCCAGCGAAAGGUUUAAUCGCUUUUAAAGUAACCCAUGAAGCUUUUUAAGCUGGCCACCCCUGCACUACACUCUUCCCCCCUUUAUCAAUGGUUAAAUAAAUUCUUAUUUAGCUUAUUUCAUUGUUAAAAAUUCAAUAGUUGGCAGUUUGUGCAUCAUUUACUUUUAAAAUAGAUUAUUUAUGAAAUUGUAAGAUGAAGGAAAACAGUAAAACGUAAAUUUUAAUUACAUCAUACGCUUUUCUAAUUAAUAGUAUUCGUGAUAGGUUAUUGUAUCAAGUUGUUGAGACAAGAUGUGCUCUGCUACAAACUGUAAUUAGAUAUCAUAUUGAACAUGUCAGAUCAUAAAUUUUUACAUCAUAGAAGGCUUAUUUUUCUCCAGCCCAUGCACAAUCAAUGGUAGAUAUGGCCAUGUUAGAACUAGACUAAGAUGUCAAUAAGAUGUAUGAUGACUCAUGGGAGUUGUUGUGCUUUUAAAAGUCAAUAUCUCUCUACAACUGUUACCUCAUUGAAAAUGAAGGAUGUUGUAGUGGGACAUGCUUGGUUGUAUUGAUCUUUAUACAUGAUUUCUUUAAUGACCUCAACAUCUAAUGGAGUGCACUUUGUCCUCAUUUCAACAUUGUCUUUUAUGUAUUGUAGCUGAUAUUAAUUUAUUUUCUUUGACCUGUUAUACAACAUAUUCAUUUUUAAAUAUGUUUCCAAAUUAAUGUAAAAGGAGUGGGUUUUGGCAGAUUUAAUAUGAACUGAAGUUUAUUUUGGUCUGUCUGCUGUUUGGAUUUAAUGUCAAUCUCUUAUUGUCAAACUAGUCUAGUGACCUCAUUAACAAGAGCUAUACCCCUUUCCACAUAACCAUCCAUGGGCUUUGUAAAAGUGUGUGGUGGGGUAAGGUUAUUGCUUGUAUAUUUCCUAGUGAUGGUCUAAAUGAGAUGAACAGCCUUUCCUUGUUAAGUCACCUUCUUCUUUUGUAUCUAAUUAUAUUUAAGUGCAAGUUAUUUCUUUUCUCAGCCUUUGCAAAAAUACAAAAUGUUAACACAGAAAUUAUCAAGAUCUGCUUUUGUGGUUGUGUACUUUUUAUUUGAUUUGCGAUGUUUACAGCCUCAUGACAUGAUGACAAUCACCGCCUUCAAAACUGUACUCAAAACACAUCUCUUUAAACUCUACUAUCCUAACUGAUUCCCCCCCCCUCUGUUCGAUAAACGAUGCUGCUGGGUAGCCGUUCAUGGCUGGACAUAUAAAUAGUUCUUGAAUGUGUUGAGUGAAUAUACAUUUGUUUUGUAUUAUUUAAUUAAUGUAUGUUAAAUUUUUAAGUUCAUGAUUAUUUAUGGUUGUUAAAUUGUAUAUGCAGCGUGGUGAGCCCAGCCCCAGGCUGGGGUACCGCACUAUAUAAAACCACCACUAAUAAUAAUAACAAUGAUGUUUGUUCGAUUACAUAUGGUCAAAAAUAAAUGCUUACAAGUCAUAGCACUAUAUAAAAGACAUGUGAGCCUUAAUUCAGUAGUGAUUUCUCUUUAUCUGUUCCAUACGAUCUAUGCACAACUUUUCUAUACAAAGCCAUAUUUUUAUUAUUAUUUUUGUAAAAGGGGAUUAUUUUUCCAGUUGUGAAGAUUUUGCUAUGGGUUUCCCUUAACACUUGUGCUCAGUAUAUGAUCAUUCUCUUUGUGUUGUUCCUGCUUCAAUUUGCCUUGGCCUGUGCAUGCCUUGCUGUCAAUGCAGAGCAGAAGGACUCUUUGGCAAGGCAAGGAUGGCAGAUGUCAAGUGUUAUGACCAAGGAAGAUGUCCAGCACCAGUUCGACUGCUGUGGUUUUGAGGAGCCAUUUUUGGGUGAAUCAGACCCUCUAGGCCACCCACCGUGUGGUUCAAAGGUCAGUACCCUCUAAUGCUAGCACGAGACAGCUUUAGUAACCAGGCUUUAAUAGCCAAUCAUUACAUUGGAACAUCUUUACACCAGUUUGAAUUAGUGGGUUUUUUUAACUGCUUACUGAAAAUAUUGUCAAUUUCACCAUCUUUCCACAUGCUUCAUAUGAAAUGCUGGAAAGUAAAGUUCUAGAAAAUAUUUAUGUUAUCAAACUAUCAGGAUUAAGAUUCUUUAUUGACCAAAUAAUAGGAUUUUUUUUCUUUUAGUAUUUUAAAUACAAAAUAAGUAACAAUUUUUAAAAAUUAAUUGACCCUUUCAUUACCGCUGGUUUUGGGCAUCGAUUUUUGCUGACUCAGCAACAAAAACAGAGAGGGGGAAAAAAAAAGAAAUUUCUGGUAUUUUUCAUUCUCUAUCCGAUUUGCUUAUUAACUUCUCUAUAGAUUAACAAAUAAAGUAAUAUAUGGCAUUGAAAUUUGACGUCCUUGUUAUUUCAGUAAAGCGCUUUGCCUCUUAGUUAUGACGACAAUGUAAUGUCCUUGGUAAUUGAAAGUUGGUGAUCGUGACGUCGCGUCAUCAGUAAUGAAAGGGUUAAAACAUUCAUAUAGCAAAGAUGAACACUUGUUAAACUAUCACAAUAGCUUUAAAAAAAGAAAAAAUAACAGAUAUAAUCCUUAUUUAUCUAUUCCUGCAGUUUUAAAAAUUUUAAAUUUUAAUUUAUAUCCAUAAAUAUAUUUAAGUUUUAUCGAUAAUUAUAUAUUUUUAAAUCAUUGUAGAUUGUCUGUGCAUUAACUGUAUAUAAUAUUAAAUGUCCUCAUCCACAGUUCACUAAAUGUUGUGAGAUAAACAACACCAGCGCUUGCUGCACUGGAAUUUAUCCCCCUAAAAAUGCCAGCGGUGAAAAAGAUUUGGUGUGCCCAUGUGACACCUGUUUGGAUAAACUGAAGCCAAUAAUCUACAAUGCCUUCUCUGCUACUGGCGGGGUUGGCCUCUUUUUCAGCUUCACUGAGGUAUAGCAUCAGAUCAUCAUUUUCUUUAUUUUUUAUAAACAUUUGAUUAGGAAGUUAAGAUAUGAGCUUAUCAUUAUCAAAAACUACUCAUUUAUCUCCUACAAUCACUCAUAAUUAAUGUUUCUACUAGAUUUUAGUAUCCAAACCUCCAGAGUGUGGGGUGUUGUGUGGCAUUUCAUGGGGUGUGAGAAUAUCAGAACAGAGGAGAAUCAGCUUUAAAGUUAUGAUACAAAUGUUUAAAUAUUUUGUGACAUUACUUUAACAUUUUCCUUUAUUUCAUCAGUCGUAAGUUUAUUUUCAAAGUUCUACAUUUCACUUUGCAAUACAAUAAAUUUAAUUAAAAGCCCAUUAUUUUCAAAUAUUCAAAUUCAUUUUUACCUUUGUGUAGGAUGGGGGAGGGGGGGGGGGGUGGGGCGCACUCUAGUCAAAUAAAUGGAAGGGGGGGGGUAGAAAAGGUUUGGAAACACUAUCGAUAUUUUUGUAAAUUACUAAUAACAUUCAUUUUUUUUCAGCUGGGGGGGGGGGGGGGGGGGGGGGGUGUGGCGCACUCUAGUCAAAUAAAUGGAAGGGGUGGUGUAGAAAAGGUUUGGAAACACUAUCGAUAUUUUUGUAAAUUACUAAUUACAUUCAUUUUUUUUCAGCGAUGCUCUUUUUAUACAUGUCAUGAGUGAAACAUUUAAAAGAAUUUAAAAACCUAGUCUGUUAGGGUUAUUUAGACUGAAACUAAUUAAAAUUAAACUUCAUUUUUUAUUUAAAAGCAAAUUUAAAUACCGGUAAAUAAAAUGUUAGUAGAAGUAGAAAGAACAAAAUUCCAUAAAGUUAAACCAGUAUUUGAUACUGUAGAGAAUUUCUUGGGUUUCUUAGAGCUUUAAAGUUCAUAAGAUAGGAUGUUGCAACAGCAGCAUUACACAAAAGAAAGAUAUUUAAUUACUCACUGAACACUGGUCAUUUUCGGGGGCUUCUAUUUUUUAGUAGCUUGUUAUAAUCUACACAAAUGUUCAUUCACCAGACUGGGUUGAUGCUUCUGUAUACACAGCUGCAACAUAAAGUUUUUUUUACUGUACUUUCCUUUGGCCUGAUCCUAUGCCCCGAAUUAUCCUGUUGUUUUUUUUUAAGGUACACUAAGUCACCCAGACUAAAAUAUUUUAAAUUUUGGCCAACGACCUUUUCAGAUCAUAGGUGUGUGGCUGACCAUUCGCUACCGCAACCAGAAAGACCCUGCAGCUAACCCCAGUGCUUAUCUUUAACUCAAAAUCCAUUUAGUACAUAUUUCCCAGCAUUGUCAGGUACUCCCGUUUCUCUAACCUCCCUUGUAACUUCUGGGUCUUGGCAGCAUUCAAUAAUUAUCUUUGUCUUCUCUGUUGUGAUGAGCAUUUAUUUAAUUUUAAAUUUCUUUCUUUCAAUGUUAUUAUGUUGGUGGUGUUUAUAGUACUUUUAAUUCUCCAAUAGCUGCAUCACCUCAAUCUUGCGCCCCCUCAUUUUUGUAAUAUUUGGUUAGGGUCUUCAUUAUAAGCUGAUAUAUAUAUUGAACAUUUUUUUUUAUAAUAAAUUAAAAGGAAUCCACAUAUCUGUUUAUUUAUUUAUCAUAUAUAAUCUUAUAAUUUUGUUUGAAUAAAAAUUAAUUCUCUUUUAUUUAUUGAACUUUAUACAUUAGGCCUAUGUCUAAAAAAAAAAAUGAAACGAACAGUUUGUCCGUCCCCGCCCCCCCCCCUCCCCCCCAAAAAUAUCCCAAAUUCGUCAAUUAAGAUGACACUUAACUUCUUAAAACAAGUUAGUCAUGCCUGAAAAAUUAAGUAUGUCUUGAUAUGUAUGAUAACAUUUCUAUAAUUGUUUCUUUUGGUUUGGAAUUAGUAUACUUGAACAAAUCUUUGUUUUAAAAAUAGUUGGUGUUCAUGAAUCUACCUUCUUUGGUGCAUCCAUCAUCUUCAAUGUAUUUUUCUGUUACAUGAAAAAGAUUUCCCUUUCCAUUAGCUGUCAACUUAUAGGGUAUACCAAUACCAGUAAUAUUUCCGUAAUAAUUUAAUACAUUUUUUUUAAAUAAAAGAAUUGGGUGGAAAAGCUAUUCUAGGAAAUAAGAAAAAUAAAUUAUAUUUUGUUUAUCACACAUAAUUCUCUGGGUAUGUAUAUAUGUAAGUAUAUGGAUUGCUGAGUUCAGUUUCGUUCAAAUUAAAAGUCCUGAUAUCUGUACCAAAUGAGAUUAAAAAUACUGCAAGUGCAUUACAUGCUUAAUAUUUUCUUUUGUUUUACGGAAAUAGUCUCAAUUUAAAUAUGAUGCAAUAAAUAUGUGCAGUAAAAGGGGAGUGGAGCAUUAAAAUAUUAAUAUAGUUAAGGGGCAAAAGUGUGGGGUGGCGUACCUGGCUAGUGGGGAGGGGUUCUUAUUAAGUGCCUUUCUUGGUUGCAUGUUUUGUCAAGUCAGUUGGAAAGUUUACACAUUUUCUCCACCAUUAUUUGGCAGAAUAUUUCUAGUCAUAAAAAAGAUGUAUUACAUAUAUUCCUUUCAUAAUGUUAUAAAUCUUAAAAGCUAGGCUUUUUUUUUUUUUAUAAAUGAUAUGAGUUCACAAAAGGCUUUGGGGGUCUUAUGUUAUGCAGGUCUAUCUUACUGCAAAUGAAAUUCUAAGUAAAUGGAUUUGGCUCAAAGGUGAAAAUCACUGACAUAGGAGAACAGCUGACCUUUGCUGAUACAUAUAAUUAUGGGAUUAUGCCUCUUUAUAAUUAUAUGAAGAUUAUUUGGAUCAAUCAAAAAUUAAUGGAAAAGUGUUUCAGCAUGUAGAUAAACAUUCUCUUUAAAUAACAAUUUUUUAACUAGCAAUUCUUACAGAUUUAGGGCAAAUGAAUUUCUAUAUCUUUCGAUCCUUACUUGAGGGAAAUAAUUUUCCCUGAUGACCUUAAGUAACUGGAUGAAGUGAGGGGUGUUUCCUCCAAAACAUACUUUUUAGCUUUACAAAUGCAUUUUGCUUGAAAUAAUUUCUUCAAGCGAUUGUAGUUUUGUUUGUGUGAUACCACUUGCUUUUAUAAGUCUAUUUAAUUUUUGAUGCGGAGGAAUAAAUUUCUAUGCCAGCAGGUAAUACUGAAGAUCAAGUCUUUCAACUUUUUCCUUGUAGAAUAUGUUUAUAAUUUGUUUAUUUAUGCCAAAUUUGUAUAAAUUUUAAGAAAAAUAAGUAUUUGAUUUACUUUUUUUGUAUAGAAAUUGUGUAUUGAUAAGAAAAGAAAAACAAGCACUGAUUUUAAAAUAUGUAUUAUAUGGUUUGUUUAUGAUCAGAACCUUUUAGCAAUGUGUAUAUUUGUUUCUUUUCUUUAAAAUAUAGACAAAUAAUUCAAUAAUUGAAGCCAUACUAUAAUUUAAAAUUACAGGAUACUUCUAAAAGAUAUUUUAAUUUAUGUUACAAAAUGUAUCAAUUUUCAAAGAACAAUAUAUUUUUAACACAUACUUGUUUACUUACUAUAAAGAAUAUACAUUUAUUUAAAGAUCAAUUAUUAUUUAAAAUAUGUGGCUAAACAUCAGAGUAAAUGUGACGUACAUACUUUAUCAUAUACACUAAACAACAAAAAUAGCUCACAUAAAUUAGUACUCAUUUACUAUUAACUUUUAUUUGCUUUUUUCAACCGUAAAUUAGCAUACACUCAGAAAGUUAACUUAUUAAUUAAUUUUUUCAACUCAUUUUCUUUUUUUGUUGCAUCAGUUGGAUACUUUUAUGAUCUUAAAUAAUCCUAUUUAUUAUGUCAUUUAAUUAAUCUUUGUUUAUAUUUAGUUUAUUAUUAUUUUUAAGACAAGCUUGUUGGUGAUACAUAAUUAUUGUCUUACCUAUUCUUUGCAUCUCUCACAGAAUAUGUGGAGAAGCUUAUUUGUAAAUCUUUUUCUUUUUCAGUUGGUGUUUAUGCUAGGGCUGUGUUGUAACUAAUAUACACACAAAUUCUUUAUCAGUAUAAUUAUCUUUACACUUAAGUCAAAUUUGACCUAUGUCAAGCUCAAUAAGGUGUAGCACUUUUUAUUUUAGCUGUAAAGAUGAUGGUAAAAACAUUUAGUAAAGCUCUCAAGGUUUUAGUAAAGUUGAACCCAUCCCCAUGGACUUAUUUUCAAACAGGUUACCUGAACUUAUGUUUGUGGCAUGUAUUUUCUGUGUUUGCUUUCAUGCAACUUAUGCAAUCUUUUGGCAUUCAAAUUUCAUCUACCCUCAGUCAAACUCCAUCUGCUGUCUUAAAAUAUGUUCCUGGUGUUAUCCCCAUAACAAAACCAUUGGUGCAAGAAGUUCAGUUAAUUGCGCUUGAGGUAUAAAAGUUUGCAUCCCUGUAUAACCUAUGUGUGUUUUUUGUUCACAGAUUAUUGGUGUGUGGUUGGCCAUGAGGUACAGAAACCAAAAGGAUCCCAGAGCCAACCCUAGCGCUUUCUUGUAACAUUAGUUUCAAUAGUGUCUUCUCCUAGUCUGUUUUUACCUGUAGCUCCGGUCUUGAUUGACAUUGUUAUUGUGACCAUUAUCACAAAUGCCAUGUGACAAAUAUGCCAGGCAGAAUGCUCUGCGAACCACAGGCAUAAUGUAAUCAUAUUUGGUUGGUUUUUCUAAGUUAUGAACAUUUGCUAUGUUCAUUGCACAUCAACACUUUUUUAAAUUCUUUAACCACUGAGUCAAAUGAAAAUUAUUAUUUUUGUUUUUGGCCUUAAACCUGCAUAAUCCAUUACAGAAUUUUUUUUUUUUUUUAUGAAUAUGAAAUGCUUUAUCACCAUCAAUGUUCAUUGUCUCAAAAUUAGAGGGUCACUUAAAAAAGAAAUCCAUCUUCUGUGGCAUUUGUAAAUUGUGAUAUCAUAAAAUUAGUUGUAAUUUUUAAACCAUUGCAUAGCUUAUAAAUAUUGGUCUCAGGGCUCUGGAAAAGGUGGAAAGUUGUAUAAGUGUAUGUUAUUUGGUACUAUAUGUUUUCUCAGUGCAAUCUGAGCGGGGCUGAUGGAGACAAAUGAAUCCUGAUUUUAAUUUUGUCUGUUGUUUUAUUAUUUACAUAAUAGUAUUGUAGACUGGCAUAAUUGUUUGUUGUUAUGAAGUCAAUAUGUAUCUUUUCUUUUUUAUAAUUAUAUCUCAAUAAAUUAUUUUCGUAUUAUUUUUGUCAUAAUAUAGAUUGACUGCAUUAUACCACAACCAAUUGAAUAACUUAUUUCUAACAUAAUUGUAUGGUUUAAUUAUCAGAUUAUCCUUUGUAAACAGAAGUAAUGUUAUUUAGUGAUAUGAUCAUGGUUGUAGUGCUUGUAGCUCGAUCUUGUUGUCCAGGGCUUAUGUUUGUGGGAAGACACAUUUUAUAUUAUUCACAUGCCACAAGUCUAAUGAUGAUUUAGGGGAAUAAUUGGGAUAUUUCAUCCUUAAACAAGGCUUGAUUUCAUCUUAAAUUAAUUUUUUUAACCAGCAAUUUUUUUUUUAAAGUGCACUUUAUGAUGGCAAAGAUAAGGAGUCAUUUCUUUGUGUCCAUUGGACUUUUUUUUUAUGAAUUUGCAAAUUGCAAAGCAUAUUUUUGAACAAUCUGCACUUCUUACUUUUUUAUCCAUUUUUUUAAUUUUAGAAAAAAAAAUUAGCCGCUUCUAGUUUUGAACCCUCACCCCUUUACAAUCUCAACAUUUUAUUCUCUCUUGAAAGUAUUUAUUUCCCACUUUACUGCUCUGCUGUAUGCACAACAUCUAUCUGAAAGUUACCACCAAGGUUCAACCCCAAAAUAUUAUUUUCUGUUUUCACUGCACAAGGGUAAGAGAGAGUUUUGUCAUAUAUUCUAGUUUAAUCUCCACCACAGCUACUGCAUUUCUAUGGAGUGUUCUAUUAUUAAAGUUAGGCCAUAUUUGUCAUUUUUAAUUUGUUGUACACUAUUACAUUGUCCAAGUAGUAUAUUUUGUAGUUAUUUAAAUCAUCCCAAAGUGAGAAAAACUCUUAAAAACUUACAAGUCUAGCAGUAUAUUUGUAAUGGUAAUUAUAAUAAAUUUACAUUAAAAAUUGCAGACUUAAUUAAACUUUAACAUUUUGUUAUUGUAAUCACAUUUUUCUAGCACUGUAUUUUUUUAACUGUCAUUCUCUUUGCAUAUCAACUUAAAAAUGACUCAAAAUAAAGGCCUACUCCACCAAGAUUAAGAUAAUGGUACUUGAUGUUGAGUUUUACCUCCAUAUGUCCCAUUUCUUCCAUAAACUUGUGUCAGCAAGUAGUGAAAUUUUAAUUCAUUUUUCUAAAUCUUAAAUCCAGCUAAACAUAAUUAAAUUAAAUUUAGUUACAUAAUAAUUGGUAAGCUACUGUGAAAAUAAAAAUGAAAUACUUUCUAAAAACGUGUACUAAUGCAAAAGGAAGAGUAAUAUAAAGUUUAAAAAGAAUUAAACAAAAAUGUUAGCAAUUUAAACAAGUAUGCGAAUGGUAAUUUUAACAUCACUUCCAACUUUAAAUUUUGUUUGAUGCUGGGAUAAUUUCAGUAUUUAAAUAGCACACUACCAUAGAGAUUUAAUUAAAAUGUCUUCAGUAUUUUAAAGCUGUUUUUAAAUAUUGGCUUAUGUUUAAAACUUACAUAAUUGUGCCAAUAUUAACCGGGACCAAAUUUUGGUGUGAUUCAGAAUGUUAUUAUUCCAAGGUUUGACAAUAUCAUGUUGUUGUUUUUUUUUUGCAUGUUCUAAAUAACCAAGCAUUACAAUGUUAAAUAAGUCAUGAACAAUAUUGGUGACAAAAUUUCACAACACUUCAUGUGUCAUAUACUCUUAAAAUUCAAUUUUGAAUCUCUUAAUUCAGCACUGUAUAGUUUUUUAGUUAUCCUGUGAGUAUUUCUUUAAUUUUAAAUAAAGCAAGCAUUUUCUAUUAUUGUCACUUGUGCUUCCAUCUAUUGAGCAAGUUUUAGCCUAAUUUUCAGCUCAGCUUUGUCAAAUUAUUAUGUAAUUCUAUAAAUUUAUAUGGUUGACUUUGAAAAAUUUAGGUAGUAUUUAUUUUUUCAUUGAAAAGAAAGUUCAACAAAGGACCUCGUCAAAUAAAUGAAGAUUUCUUUUUAAUUAAAGCACUUAUAGGACUUUGCAAUAGUAUCAUGACUGAUUACACAUUUCUUUUAUUAUAACUGCUGUUACUACUUUCAAAUAAUAUAAAAUACAUGACUUACUAAUUUUUGAAUUUAGUUUUAGUGUUAACCUUUUUUUUUCAGUUCAAAAAAAAAAAAAAAUUGGGAAUUUUAUUGGAUUGCAAUUGUUUAUUUUAUUUUACAAACCCAAGAGUUAGUUGUUUUUAUUUUCUUAAAUUUUUACUCCAAAAACAAAUUAAGAAAUUUGAUUAUCAUCCCCAACUGGUUUUCAGCUCUUUUCUAUUAUUUCUUUUAUUAUAAUUUCUGUUAUUACUUUAAAAAAAUAUAAAAUACAUUACUUACUAAUUUUUGAAUUUAGUUUUAGUGUUAACCUUUUUUUUUCAGUUCAAAAAAAAAAAAAAAAUUGGGAAUUUUAUUGGAUUGCAAUUGUUUAUUUUAUUUUACAAACCCAAGAGUUAGUUGUUUUUAUUUUCUUAAAUAUUAACUCCAAAAACAAAUUAAGAAAUUUGAUUAUCAUCCACAACUGGAUUUCAGCUCUUUUCUAUAUCGUCCCACAUUUGGUCGCCAUUGGUGUUUUAAAAGCUCUUUUUAUGCUGAAUUUCAGGACGUGACUACCCUGAAACGUAUUUAAUUCUUUUAAUUUUAUGACUAUUAAAAGGCUUAUUUCAACAAAUUGAAAUAUUAUACUUAGAACUGCUAAGAUCUUUACACCACAUGAGCUUAGGAUUUCAAGUUUAUUAAGUUAUAAACUGGCAAAUAACAAUAGCUUUGAACAAUAUACUAAGAGUUUUAAAAGUAGCAUUUAUAAUACACAUGGCUUUAAAAUAAAUAAAAAUUAUGGAUACCAAUAACUUUAAACUCAAGGAAUAAAUGGCCUGUUGAUUUUAAAAUAACAACUUAUUAGUUAAUUGAUAGUUUUUUUAGUUGUGAUUUUUAUUUCUAAUUUAUAUAAUUAAUAAGACAAAAAGUUUUUGAAUAUUUUAUUUUGUUAAGUUCUAUUCUACUAAAUUUGUACUUUAAUUUUUUUUUCCUGAUAAAAAAUAUUUAUUGUAAGUUAUCCAAGCCUUCUGAUAGGUUUUGUUUGCUAAUUUCUUGAGAAAAUGUGUCAUGUGUGGUGGAAGGUAAAAAAAAGUAUUUUGAAAAACUUUUUUUAUGUCAUUUUAUUUUCUAAAGCAAUAUUUCAUUAGUAUUUAUUGUUUAUUAUAAUGUAUAAUUUAUUUUGUUUAAAUUUAAAAUAAUUAUGUAUGUCAAAUACUUGUAGGACAUUUUGUUCUUGCAAUUAUUAUUUUUUUAUAUAUUUCUGUCUUAGUUAAGACCUAUGUGCAUUCUGAGAAGAAAUAAAACUCCAAUGAAAAUGAAAUUAUAAAUCAAAUUAUCAUUAUUUGACAAUUCUGCUUUUAAUAUCUCACAAAUUCCCUCUGUCAGUCAUUACACAAGUCCUUAAUACAAAGGGGAUUUCUGUUUAGCCUUAUCCAAAGCUAGAAAGAAAAAAAAUCCAAAUUUCACUGAAAUCUUAAGUCAGAGAACAAUUAUUAACAGAAUCAGGCAUAAAGACAAUAUUGUAGUAAAGUUUUUCAAAAAUAAUUGCAUGUCCUCUUAUUUUUGUCAAUUUGAUUGCCAGAUUUCUCACAACUAGAGAUCUCAUUUUAGUUGUAUCUAGCUGUUAACUGGAAAAAUAUUACUUUGUAAUAUUGUGGUAAUGCAUUCCCAUUUAUGUCAUUUUUUAACAACCACUAGCAUUUAUUUAUUCCUUCUUAAAAUAAUGGAUACUUUAAAUAUUACUUAAUGUGAACUCAAAAUUUCAAAAACGUAUACGUUUUUUAAGAUUAAUGAUUGAUACUUAAUUUAACCUCUAUCACUUAAUAAAGUAAUUUAACCUCUUGACAAGCUAUUAUUCAAAACAAUUUUAUUUUUUUAAUCUCUUCUGCAUUGUUAAGUUGUUGUUUUUUCGAAAUCAUUGAAUUGUCUUUAUUCAUGUAAUAAGUUCUGUGCAAUAAAAGUAAAAUGGUUUUGUUC